AUGUACUCGUUAAUGGUCUUAGUUUUCUUAGUCGCUGUGCAAUUUAGCCACGCGUUGUUUGAGUACACACUAGCCAAAUCGUUUCUGGAAUUUAAAUACUGCAAAAGGGCUAGUUACUUUGGAUGUUCAACGAAACAAGAAGAGAUUGAGAUUAUGAAGCGUUUCAUGAAUGACGAUAUACGAAUUUCCAUGUUUUCUGUCAGCAAUAUGACCUUUGCGAAUGUUCUGUCGCAACAAGACUAUCUAAUAGGAGUAAUCCUUGACGGUGAUUGCCCAAAUAUUGAACCAUUUCUAGCUGAGAGCGCAAAUUUGAAAUUUAUCUUUGACAUAUACCACUGGUUAAUUUUCUCCUCCAACUACGAGAUGAUCAACACUUUUGAGAAUGUCAACUUGUUCAUAAACGCUGAUGUUAGCGUUGUGGUACCUAAUAACACUGGAAAAUUGUUAAACUGGACGAUAAUGGACGUUUACAAUCCAGCUAGGUCAAGAGGGGGCGAUCUAAAAGUGACUAACGCCGGUUUUUACAAUGAAGAGGAUGGUCUCAACAUCCAGUUGGUGUGGAAUAGAUAUUAUCAACGUCAGAAUAUGACCGGAACUGUCUUCAAGGCGGGAAUGGUGAUACCAUACCAUACCACAAUGUCAUUGGACGAUUAUCUCAGAAAUCAUUCAGACAGAAAUAAUAACACGUUUAGUCGAUUUAAUGUAGUUGCAGUGCAGCUUUGUCAAGAUUUUUACAACUUUUCGACGAUUAGAACAUGUAGCAAUUCUUGGGGUUUUAUACAAGAUGAUGGUGUCUUGGAUGGUUUAGCUGGAGCCUUGGCGAAUGACGAAGUGGAUUUUGGACUGUCUGCGCUUUUAUACAAAUCAUUUAGGUUAACAGUUAUAGAUUAUGGUUAUGGUAACUGGGUGAUGAGGUCAACGUUUUUCUUCCGUCAUCCUAAAUCUACGUCAAGUUCGCACGAGUUGUAUUUACAACCGUUGCAAGGUUCAGUUUGGAUCUCAACUUUCAUUGUGGUAGUACUAAUGAUCGUUCUAUCAAGAAUUGUGGUUAGACACGAAAUUACAGUGUACCAUCAAGACUGUGAGAAAUCCUCUCUUGGAGAAAAUAGUUGGAGCUUUGCUGUUGUUUACAAUAUUGGAGAACUAUGCCAGCAAGGUUUUUCUUACAUACCGUUUCUCAUAAGUGGACGCAUAUUAGUUCUGAGCGUUUUGAUGUUUUUCUUUUUAAUUUUCCAAUUUUACUCGGCCAGCGUUGUCUCGUUUUUACUGCUACCUCCAAAAAGAACGAUCACAUCUGUUGCGGAUUUAGUGAAGAGUUCACUAGAAGUGGGUAUGGAUAGUGUGCUGUAUGACGUCGAUUACAUGAAAACUACAACAGACCCGGUCGCAAUAGCUCUGUACAACAAAAAAAUAAAACAACCGAACAACCAAUUGAACUUUUUAAAACCACGUGAGGGAUUAGCAAAGGUUAGAGCCGGAGGGUAUGCCUUUCAUACACAAACAAGCACCGCCUAUUCAAUUAUAGAAGCAACAUUCGAGGAAAAAGCUGUUUGCGAACUCGUGGAGGCACCACUAUACCAACCGAUUUAUUCGCAUAUGGCACUUUCAAAAAAAUCUCCGCUUCGGGAAAUGUUUCUCUACUGCAAUCUUCAACAACUGGAAGUUGGAAUAAUGCACCGAUUGAGAUUGCAUUGGAAUUCGCGUAAACCUCAGUGCUUUGACUGCAGUCGAUAUUUGGAGAUAGAAGUGGAAUUAAGUGAAUCUUCUUGGGCUUUAGCUUUGUUAGGUGUUGGGGUUGGCGGAAGUUUAUGUUUGUUGAUACUCGAACAUGUGUGGAAAAGGUGGGGAGGAGGUAUUUUGGACAGAAUAAGUUGGACACGUUACUUCGCUGAAAAAGCAGAUUUUAUUCUAAAGAAUGAAAUACCACAUAUAGCCCACACGCCAAAAUAA
Messenger RNA from Photinus pyralis (common eastern firefly), 1950 nucleotides. RefSeq names its product glutamate [NMDA] receptor subunit 1-like. The record is from RefSeq and is a predicted model, not a curated record. The transcript has 9 exons. The coding region runs from base 1 to 1950 and encodes 649 amino acids. Gene Ontology annotation, cellular component: membrane. Lineage: Eukaryota; Metazoa; Arthropoda; Insecta; Coleoptera; Lampyridae. Gene Ontology annotation, molecular function: ligand-gated monoatomic ion channel activity.